Messenger RNA from Hydractinia symbiolongicarpus, 1288 nucleotides. RefSeq lists its product as uncharacterized. The transcript has 2 exons. The record is from RefSeq and is a predicted model, not a curated record. Gene Ontology annotation, molecular function: ubiquitin-protein transferase activity. Lineage: Eukaryota; Metazoa; Cnidaria; Hydrozoa; Anthoathecata; Hydractiniidae. The coding region runs from base 4 to 1128 and encodes 374 amino acids.
UUCAUGAAAAAAAGUAAAGUAACUUUUAAUAUCAGAAGAAGAUGUGUAUUUAAUGAUGUUAUGCAAAAAAUGGAGGUGUUUUUUUCAGAUGCUGAAUUGUCUCCUUUCAAGGUAGAAUUCACCAGUAUGGGUGGUAAGGAAGCUGGUGUAGACACAGGUGGUCCUACUCGUGAGUUAAUAUCGCUAUUUUAUCAAAGCACAAUUGGUAAACUUACAUAUGGCAUUCAAAAUAAUGAAUUUUUCAUCCAUGAUCUGCAAAAGUUAACAGAAGAUCAAUAUAUGUUUUUUGGAAAAUUUGUGUCAUUAUCUUUAUUACAUGGUUGCAAUCCACCAUACUUCAGUGCUGGUCUCAGUGGCUUUAUAGUGGGGCAUAAAGACUGUUUAUGUUACAUUGAUGACAUACCCAGCAUUGACCUCAAAAUUAAACUUGAAAAUAUCAGAAAUUGUGAUAAAGAAGCAGAAUUUCAGUCUCAAGUUCAACGUUUCCAUGAACGAUUUGACUAUGGUUACAACAAACCAUGUCCGAAACUAGCAGACAAAACUGAUUUAUUGCAAAAGGUUGCUCACCACAUCAUAAUAUCUAUGCAAUUAGAGGAAAUUCAGCAAUUUUUAAAGGGACUUGAAGCUUUUGGUGUUCUUGAUCUGCUUAGAAAGCAUCCUUUGGAAGCCAUGAAGUUAUUCACUUACAACCAAGAUCUUGUUGAUCCUGAGGUUAUCAAGUCCUGUUUUGAUGUAACAUAUUCGAACGAAAGUGAUAAAGCUGCCCUAGAGGAAGAUAUUUUUUACAAUUGGAAAAACUUCCUCGAUGAAUUGGGUCACGGUAAGUCUAUCACUGUUAAAACUUUCACCGUAUCUGAUGUCGAGAAUGAAAAAACAGAAGAGAGUGCUAAAUCAGAGAAAAAACUUUCACUAGGCGAUGUUAUGAUGUUUCUCACAGGCUCUACUGUUGUACCUAAUAACGAAAAAAUCAAAGUUCUUUUUGAUCAUAUAACUGGAAAGGGAAGAAUCAGUGUUUCGACAUAUCAGUAUCAGCUCACUUUUCUGGUUGUACCAAGAUAUACUGGGUCAAAAUUUUCUAGAAACAUUACCGAAGAUAUUAUUAAUUCGCCGGGCUUUGGCAUUGUUUAAAAAUACUUGUUGUUUGAUAAGUAUAUUUUAUCAGUGGUAUUCUAUUGUUUUUUGAAUUAGCAUAUUUUUUAAAACAUCAUUCAGCUUUGCAAAUAUUGGCCACGACAAUGCUUGAAUUGUGUUUUUCAUAGCCGUUGACACGGGGGGGGGAGGGGGUGUC